Molecule: messenger RNA, 1290 nt
Organism: Meyerozyma guilliermondii ATCC 6260
Lineage: Eukaryota; Fungi; Ascomycota; Pichiomycetes; Serinales; Debaryomycetaceae
Exons: 1
Coding region: 1-1290 (429 amino acids)
Biological process (GO): transmembrane transport; intracellular iron ion homeostasis
Cellular component (GO): vacuolar membrane; endosome
Molecular function (GO): siderophore-iron transmembrane transporter activity
Source: RefSeq, a predicted model, not a curated record
AUGUCUGAUAAGUCACAAGAACUCAAAUUGGAUGAAAUUAUCGACGAGCUGAAAAGUGUUGAAGAACAUGGCUUUAAGCUGGUGGGAGCUUUAAAGGCGCUGUUGAUGUACAAGCAGUACCACACUCUAACACACAAAAUCUUUAUUUUCAUCGGUGGUUUUCUUGCUGGUUUUGCUUAUAUGCUUGACAGUAACCUUCGUUCAACGUUCACAGGUUACGCAACUGGUUCUUUUGGGCAACAUUCAUUGCUUUCUACUAUCAAUGUUGUCACUACUAUUAUUGGAGUAGCAGGACAAGUAUUAUUUGCUAGGUUAUCAGACACUUUUGGCCGGGUGGAGAUGUACAUUGUGUCUAUUGUGCUUUAUGUCGUUGGUACAAUUGUACAGUCCCAGGCUACUGAUGUGGCUCGUUAUGCUACUGGUGCCGUAAUUUACGAGCUUGGCUAUGUUGGCAUUGUUCUACUCUUGAUGGUGAUGAUGGCUGAUUUCUCUUCGAUGAGAUCAAGAUUACUUUUCAUGCUUGCACCUACGUUUGGCAGUGUUAUUCUCACUUGGACUUCAGGAAAUAUUUUAUCUGCUGUUGGACCAGAAGCUCAUUGGAGUUGGGGUAUUGGUAUGUGGGCUUUUAUUUUUCCUUUGGCCAAUAUUCCAUUCUUGUUAUGUUUGGGACACAUGUGGCUCAAGGCUAGAAAAUUGGACGAAUGGAGAGAGUUAAAUGGAACGAGAAGAGAGAUCUUCAAGAGAGAACGUUUCAAUUUUUUUAAAAACUUGUAUUGGGAACUUGAUGUGGUUGGCGUUGUUCUACUCACUGUUGUUUUGGGUUGCAUACUUGCACCUUUAACAUUAGCAGGAGGGCUCCAAAAGGAAUGGAAAAAAGCUCAUAUCAUUGUCCCCAUUGUGGUUGGGUGCGUACUUAUAUCGGUUUUUCUUCUCUGGGAAAGAUUUUACGCCAGGUUUCCCUUGUGUCCUAUGACAUAUUUCAAAAAUCGUGGUAUAUGGUGUCCCUUGGCUAUCAGUUUUCUUGUCUUGUUCAUCAAUAUGGUUGCGUCUGAGUACCUUUACACUUUAUUGAUAGUUGCGGUCAAUCAAACUACAACUUCUGCUCAGCGGAUAAUCACCUUGUGGGGAUUUGUAACCAGUAUUGUUGGCUUUAUUUAUGGUUUGGCAGUUAUCUAUCUUCGAAGACUCAGACCAGGUCUCAUAUUCGGUACCUCCAUGUGGAUGAUAGCCUUUGGGGAUGUACCAUUAUCGAGGUGGCACAGCAUCCAAGCCCGGAAUCAUCGCUGCUGA